GGGGUAUAGCUGUGUCUGUGGUGUUUAAGACGAGGUGGACUGCAUAUUGCAAUCACAUUCGACGUGCGAAGUAGUUUACUGUUACUAGUCUAGUUUCUAUGAUAAAAGUUAACUACAACUGUUAAGAUUGUUUUUACUUAAAUGUAUAAUUUAAGUUACCUUUACUAGUAUAGUUACUUGUAUAAUAAGCUACCGUAAGCGGCAGUGAUUAAGAAAGCUUAGAGUUGUAUAUGUUAAUAGUCUGAAAUUCAUUCAUUCCUUCAAGUCGUGGUGAUUAAGAGAAUGACCUUUUUUUGUGACCUCGGUCUACAAUUCCCGCCUAGCCUGCGAGAGGACUACUUGCAUAGCCGCGAGUUUUCUCGAUACACGCGAUUUAGGAAGACUUGAAUUUUCCAAAAAUUGAAAAAUCAAUCAACUUUAGUUUGAAUGCCAUCUUUCUUUCAUGAUCCUCGUCGGCUUUCUCGUAAUGAUACUAGCAUGCUGGUGUACGUGCAGAGGGGGACAGGAUGAGUACGAAAACACUCAGCAGCAGUCGCAAACGGACAGGCGAGACAGGCAACCUGACUUGUUAGACAGGUUAAGGCGUCCCCUAAUGAUCUCUGAUUUUGAGAGAGAAAGUCAUACUGGGAGGGACAUUUUCAAAGGGAAAACAGACAUCCUGAGAGUGAAAGAGACGUUUGUUCCAAGGGAUCUCUAACUAGAUUACUCGAGCAAAAGUUGACAGAAGCUCACCGGAUGGAGG
Messenger RNA from Amoebophrya sp. A25, 742 nucleotides. The record is from the annotation of a GenBank genome assembly. NCBI's taxonomy places the organism in Eukaryota, Dinophyceae, Syndiniales, Amoebophryaceae.